Messenger RNA from Centropristis striata (black sea bass), 1659 nucleotides. Its product is annotated as patatin-like phospholipase domain-containing protein 2. The record is from RefSeq and is a predicted model, not a curated record. Gene Ontology annotation, molecular function: triacylglycerol lipase activity. Gene Ontology annotation, cellular component: lipid droplet; membrane; cytoplasm. NCBI's taxonomy places the organism in Eukaryota, Metazoa, Chordata, Actinopteri, Perciformes, Serranidae. The coding region runs from base 154 to 1608 and encodes 484 amino acids. Gene Ontology annotation, biological process: triglyceride catabolic process; lipid homeostasis. The transcript is spliced from 9 exons.
AGUUGGUUAUCUUGUCACCUUUGGAUGCUGUGGGCAGGUGAUGUGGAGUUUGCCAACAUUGAUCCACACACUUUUAAUUUCAACAACUUCACAAGUUCAGUUCCUGAGGUUGAUUUGACAGUUUCAUGAAGUCCUGCUGCUGCAGCUGAGGAGAUGUUGGACCUGCAGACUGAGUGGAGCAUCUCCUUUGCAGGAUGUGGUUUUAUGGGGAUCUACUAUGUGGGAGCCUGCAGCUGCAUCCUGGAGAAGUUCCCUCGCUUCAUCCAGGACGCCUCCUCGAUCUGCGGCUCCUCUGCAGGAGCUCUGAUGGCUGCUGUCCUCACUGUGGGGAUCCCUCUGGAGAAAUGCUGCGCCGAUUUGAUGUUCAUGGCCAAAGAGGCCCGGAAGCACAAACUGGGGCCCCUGCACCCGACUUACAACCUGAUCCAGAUCGUGCAGGACUCCCUGCAGGCCUGUCUCCCUGAGGACGCUCACCUCCGAGCCUCGGGGAAGCUCUGCGUGUCUCUGACCAGAGUUCCUGACGGGAAGAACGUUCUGGUGUCAGAGUUCAACAGCAGAGACGAGCUCAUCGAGGCUCUGGUGUGCAGCUGCUUCGUCCCGUUCUACUGCGGCGUGAUUCCUCCGACGUACCGCGGCGUGCAUUAUGUGGACGGAGCGGCCAGCGACAACCUCCCUCAGAGCCAGCAGAGGAACACCACCACGGUGUCGGCGUACGCCGGGGAGAGCGACCUUUGCCCCCGCGGCAGCGUGCUCAACUUCCACCAGGUCCGCUUCAACAACGUCAGCAUCCAGGUGAACUCUGAGAACAUGUACCGGGUCACCAGCACCUUCUUCCCCCCGCCGCCACAGGCGAUGGCUGAAAUCUGUAAUAACGGCUACAUGGAUGCUCUCCGCUUCCUCCAAGAGAACAAUCUGAUCAGCACAGAGUGUCCCAUGAGGAGUCUGGAGCCAGUCAGAGCUGCUUGUUGUGAUGUGGAGGUGAAUCAGCAGGACGAAGCUGAGGGGGGCGGAGUGAAACCACCUGAGGAGGAUCACUGCUGGCUGGAUCACCAGCUCAUAGAGAACCUCCCAGUUCACAUCAAACAGGCUCUGUGUGCAGCCUGCAGGGAGACUCAGUCUUCUGGAGGUCUUCUGUCCCACGUCUCCUCCUACCUGCAGCUGCCCCGAGCUCUGCCCGUCCAGUCGGCCUUCUCUCUCGCUCAGAGACUGGUGGACUGGAUCCCAGACGUCCCGAGGAACAUGAAGUGGCUGUACGGCUUGGCUGGAGGCCAGGACCAGGACCAGGACCAGGGGACGGGCCGUGACAGCGAGUCCUCACUGUGCAGGAGUACGAGUCUCCCGUCAGACCUGAACCUGUUCAGCCUGAGAGACGCUCCGUCCUCCAGUCAGACCGCCCCCUGCAGCUCUCACGGCGAGCUGCACCACCUGCCACUGACUCCGCCCCCCACGCCCACCGCCAGCCCCGCCCCCUCCACAGAGUCUCCUCAGGGCUCUGGUCUGGGCCCGAUGUGGAGUCUGGGACUGGGUCCAGGUCUGGGCCGGGCCGUGGGCUGGAUCAGAAAUGCCAAGAAAACGGAGGAUUCUUCGUCCUUUUCUGCGUUGAAAUAAAUAUUUUUAAUAUUGUAACAAAAGAGAAGAAAGCAAACGUGUAAAAUAAAU